Molecule: messenger RNA, 1490 nt
Organism: Sardina pilchardus (European sardine)
Lineage: Eukaryota; Metazoa; Chordata; Actinopteri; Clupeiformes; Clupeidae
Gene: ccdc33
Product: coiled-coil domain containing 33
Exons: 11
Coding region: 211-1398 (395 amino acids)
Cellular component (GO): peroxisome
Source: RefSeq, a predicted model, not a curated record
CUCAUCCAUCACAUACACCACAGCAAUAAGAGCAGUAACAUUUUCCUCUUCUCGGCUAGGCUUGCGUGGUUUGGCUGCAGAGUUGUUUACAUCAAGAUUUCAUGCUGGCUGUGUGUGGGACCUUAACUGGGCAGCUGAGAGUGACUCAGAGCUGGGUUUGCCAUGGAGAUUGGCUCUAAUUGAGACACUGUGUCUGUGUGUGUCGGCAGCAUGAAGAGGUAUUACAGGCCGCAUACAAGCACUCUCCAGAGGGACAGUUUUGGGCUGCCCUCGUACGACGCCCUGGCCCAGAUCCUCCCGGAGUACCAGCACCUCCUCAGAACCGUCCGGCCCGAGAAGCAGGACCAGGGGCAGACCAAUGGAGCCCAGAGCCAGAACAAGAAAGACCCGGCUCAGAUCAACCACACCUAUGACAUUCACAGCCCGAGCAAACGCCCCCCCAUCCCUGACUUCCAGGACAGCUCCCCCACUGCUGAGGUCACGGAGCAACAGAAUAAAGAAGUGGAAAACUAUCGCACAGCCAUGUGUAAGAUGGCAGAGGACAUCAUCGCCUUGCGCACACAGCUAGCCGCUUCGGAGGCAGAAAACAGUCAUCUCCGUAGCGACCUCAGUCUCCAUCAGGAGGUGGGCCGUACCCUUCUACAGGACACUGACGUGGACGUCAUGACCAAGGCUGAGAUCACAGACCGAAUUGCUUCCCUGAAGGUCAAACUGGCCAGUGAGACCAGCAAAGCGGCAUCGCAGCGUGACAAAAUCCAGCAGCUUCAAAAUGAGCUAAUUAAGAAGAAUGAUAAUGAGAAAGAGCUGGAGAGACUGAGGAGGGCUCACCAGCAGCAGCAGGCCGUGCUGCAUCGCUACCAGAGCCAUGGAGCCAAAAUGGCCGGCCUAGAGACCACAGUACGCCAGCAGGAGAAGGUUAUUGAAAAGAUGGAGAAAGUCUUGGACACCAAACUUAGAGAACGAAACAAAGAAAAUACUGACAGGAAGAAGCUUAAUAUCAAAGAUGAGGCAGACAACAGGAAGAAGGAGAUUGAAUGUGUCCUGGCUGCUGAAAAUGCUCGUCUUAGAGAGGAGCUGGAGAGAAUGAGAUAUCAACCCCAACCUGUCAUCCUCCAGCAACCAGCACAGACAAUCCAGGUCUUUCCUGACAGAGAAAAGUUCAGCCUGUUGAGUCAGCUGGAGAGAGCUGAGGCUCGUAUACACACACUGGAGAACCAGCUGAAGGCUAACGCCAGAGAGUGGGGCCGAGAGAAGCAGUCCUUGACCACCAAACUGAGGGAGCAGGAGUACGGCUUCGCUCGCACAUCAGCCAUGAUCCUGCACGACCUCCCCACGAAAAGUGUGACAGAGUCUGUGCUUGGCCGUAUGAGACACAGACAGCUGGACCCUCUCAAAUGACCUGCACUCAACCAAGAUUUUUUUUUUUUUUUAAGAAAAAAAUGUAAUGCAUUUCUGUAAUAUGUUUAAUAAACCAAUGUGCAAGAACCAAU